Molecule: messenger RNA, 1642 nt
Organism: Artibeus jamaicensis (Jamaican fruit-eating bat)
Lineage: Eukaryota; Metazoa; Chordata; Mammalia; Chiroptera; Phyllostomidae
Gene: TMEM37
Product: transmembrane protein 37
Exons: 2
Coding region: 89-682 (197 amino acids)
Cellular component (GO): membrane
Molecular function (GO): voltage-gated monoatomic ion channel activity; calcium channel activity
Source: RefSeq, a predicted model, not a curated record
GGGAAGAGGUCCUGGGACAGCGCUGGCAUUCACAGUCGGCGCCGAGCGGCUGCAGGGAGCGAGCGGGAGUGGAGGACCUCGGUGCAGAAUGACUGCCAUAGCGGUGCAGGCCCAGAGACUGCUGAGCCAAAGGAGGCCCCACUGGUCCUUCUUUGAAUCCUUCAUCCGGACUCUCAUCAUCGUGUGUGCUGCCCUGGCCGUGGUCCUGUCCUCUGUCUCCAUCUGUGAUGGUCACUGGCUUCUGGCUGAGGACCGCCUCUUUGGACUAUGGCACUUCUGUACCAACUCCAACCAGACUGGGACACACUGCCUCAGAGACCUGAGUCAGGCUGGCAUACCAGGGCUGGCUGUGGGCAUGGUCCUGGUCCGCAGCAUGGGUGCCUUGGCUGUGGUGACCGCCAUUUUUGGCGUGGAGCUCCUCAUGGUGUCCCAGGUGUGUGAGGACCUCCACUCACUGCGCAAGUGGGCCCUGGGCUCCAUCCUCCUCCUCAUCUCAUUUGUCCUCUCCUCUGGGGGGCUCCUGAGCUUUGUGAUCCUCCUCAGGAACCAUGCCACGCUCAUCGGCUUCACCCUGAUGUUCUGGUGCCAGUUCACUGCCUCCUUCCUCCUAUUCUUGAAUGCCAUCAGCGGCCUUCACGUCAACAGCAUCACCCACCCCUGGGACCAGCUAAGGAAACUUUAAGACCCUCUCUCCAAGGACAUCUGGUUCCAUAAGAAAGUGUGGUCAAGAUGGAACUUUUCUAACAUGUGACCUCUGGUGGGGGUGGGAGUGUGACCUUGAAACACUGCUUACCCAAUAACCUUUGGAUGGUCGGCCAGAAAUGGCCCAGGGGCCUUUUUCCAGGGCCAGAGGCCAGGAGGAUGCCUUAGUUUCACCACCCUCACAGGUUUAGCCAAGUUAUUAGGUUGUACAAUAGAUUGUAGAGCACAUUUUAAAACCCUUUUCUUGAAUCCUUCUUCCCAGGACAGAAGUAGAUUUGGAAGUAGCUCUGGUAACUGGUACCUGGACUGGCUGCACAGCCAAGUGCCAUUCACACUUGUUUUAUGGCUCCCAUGUUUGCAAAGGGUGGAUCAUUUUCCAGCUAAGGAUAUCCCAUCAGUGCUUAGGACUGUCUUCUACCAACUCAAAGGAACUGUGUUCAUGCUUCCCUGCUUUAGCAUUGGUUACACCAAGGAGGAAGAGUGCAGGAUUCCCUCAGAAUGUCUUGUACAUGGUAGGUUUUCAAACAUGUUACUUGAUGUGACCCCUGUCAUUUGGGGAACCCCAUAAUCCCUGCCUAGGCCCAUCUUCCAACAGCCGGUUGUCUGCUCUGGGCGGGGGGGUCUGCCUCUGGGAAUCCUGCCUGAAGUCUUUGAGAAGUUUUGGAGUAAGUAUUCCAGAAAAGCCCAUCUGAUUCUAAUGCACAGCCCUCCCCAGGGCGAGUAUGUGUGUCCAUCUUUGGUGAGGAUCAGACAGCCUCAGGGUACCAGUGUUGAUCCUACAUACAUUCAAAGAGCACCUGUCUGGACCUGCUAGACCUUGGGUGAUGAUUAACAAACAUCCUAAAGAUGAGUGCAGGUGAAGGCAGCCAGGAACCAGUGAAGAUUUCAUCCUUGCCAGCAGAUCGGUGUUUUUGUGCAUUAAAUCACCCCCUUUCCAGUC